Messenger RNA from Rhinocladiella mackenziei CBS 650.93, 1851 nucleotides. RefSeq lists its product as uncharacterized. The coding region runs from base 1 to 1851 and encodes 616 amino acids. Gene Ontology annotation, biological process: iron-sulfur cluster assembly. Gene Ontology annotation, cellular component: cytosolic [4Fe-4S] assembly targeting complex. Gene Ontology annotation, molecular function: 4 iron, 4 sulfur cluster binding. Lineage: Eukaryota; Fungi; Ascomycota; Eurotiomycetes; Chaetothyriales; Herpotrichiellaceae. The transcript has a single exon. The record is from RefSeq and is a predicted model, not a curated record.
AUGAGUGCAAUCUUGUCCGUGGACGACCUCAACGACUUCAUAUCUCCCGGUGUCGCCUGCAUUAAACCCGUCGAGACCCUCCCGAAACAAGAGAAUUAUAACCCUUACGAAGUCACGACCGAAGACAAAGUCCAGGCGGAAAAUCCCGCGCCCGCAUCCGUCUCGCUGACCGAUUGCCUGGCAUGUUCGGGCUGUGUGACCUCCGCGGAGGCAGUCCUCGUUUCUCUCCAGUCGCAUACAGAAGUCCUGAAUACCCUCGACUCAUACCGUUCUCUGGACGCGCGGUAUUUGAUCGACCGUAAAAAUGGCGUUGUCAACGGGCACGUGCCUCCUCUUUCGAAUGCGAAGGUCUUCGUCGCCAGCGUGAGCCCGCAAGUCCGUGCCAGUCUUGCGGCUACGUAUGGUAUAUCAGAGAAAAGAGCUGGGUUUAUGAUUGAACAGUUCUUAAGUGGAUCACAAGGCUUGCGGAUAGGUGGCCAGCACCAUAGUGGUUUCACAUAUGUGGUGGACACAAAUCAAAUUCGAGAAGCCUGUCUCGUGCUCGGAGCAGAAGAGGUCGCAGAUGUCAUAGCCAACCAGUCGAAACCAAAACCGGUCUUGACGUCUGCUUGUCCCGGUUGGAUCUGCUAUGCGGAAAAGACACAUCCUCAUAUCCUCCCGCAUCUGUCGACCUUGAAGUCUCCUCAAGCGUUGUCGGGAACACUACUCAAGUCCGUCCUAAGCCGGACGCUUGGUAUUCAUCCUUCACAGAUAUGGCACUUGGCAAUAAUGCCUUGUUUUGACAAGAAACUCGAAGCGAGCAGAGAAGAACUCACGGAUCGCUGGUGGCAGCCUUCCAACGAUGCUAUGGAUGUGUAUAUGUCCAACACACCUGUCCGAGAUGUCGACUGUGUGAUCACCUCCCGCGAGCUGCUUUCCCUCGCCGACGCGCGCGGUGUCCAGCUCUGUCAACUGCCACUGAAGCCACUCUCCUCUUCCGAGCGAGCACCUUUUCCCGACUCCCGCAUCGCAAGUUUCCUCUUCCCCCAACCUCGACGGCGGAGUGAACAGAACACCGCCGCCGGCUCUUCGGGUGGUUACCUCUACCACGUCGUCGUGAGUGAACAAGCCCAAAAUCCGGGCAGCACCAUCUCCGUGCAGCGAGGCCGUAACGCCGACGUCGUGGAAUAUACACUUCUCUCCUCCACGGGCCAAUCUCUCAUGAAAUGCGCUCGAUACUAUGGAUUCCGAAAUAUUCAGAAUCUCGUCCGCAAACUGAAACCGCCGAAACAAUCAAAAUUACCUGGUGCUGUGAGAAGGUCCGCUACUUCUGGUGGAGGUAGUGGCAGCGACUACGCCUAUGUCGAAGUCAUGGCAUGUCCCGGCGGCUGCACCAAUGGCGGCGGCCAGAUCAAAGUCGAUGAUGUAGCUAUGAUCCUCCAACAGACGCGAGGCGAGGUGGCAAUCAUGAAUGGAUCGAGCCCACAGAGCCAAAAGGAGUGGCUAAAGCGUGUCGACGAGGCGUAUUUCUCCGCCGAUUCGGAUGUGGAUCCCGAGGAAGAGCAAGAAGAGGAUGGCGAUGUGCACAUGACCAACGGCAAUAGCAACGGACACAUUGACUCCACGCACGUCAACGGUAACUACCACCACGAGGUUUCAGAACGGAUGGUCAUCAACGACGUCCAUGUCCCGGAUAUCCAGGAACUUCUGCACUACUGGUCGCGUCUCGUUAAUGUCUCACUCGAGAAACUCGCAUACACCAGCUUCCGCCAGGUUGAAAGCGAUGUGGGCAAAGGCAAAGCUAACGGCAAGAAUCUCAAUGAUACAGAACGGAUCGCGCAGAUCGCUGGACUCAGUGGUGGCGGAUGGUGA